Oreochromis niloticus (Nile tilapia) is the source of this 722-nucleotide messenger RNA. RefSeq names its product phospholipase A and acyltransferase 1-like (gene plaat1l). NCBI's taxonomy places the organism in Eukaryota, Metazoa, Chordata, Actinopteri, Cichliformes, Cichlidae. The record is from RefSeq and is a predicted model, not a curated record. Gene Ontology annotation, molecular function: glycerophospholipid phospholipase A1 activity; A2-type glycerophospholipase activity. Bases 151 to 609 code for a protein of 152 amino acids. Gene Ontology annotation, biological process: N-acylphosphatidylethanolamine metabolic process. The transcript is spliced from 5 exons. Gene Ontology annotation, cellular component: cytoplasm.
UACUGUGACUGCGACAGACUGAGAAGAUGCAUCAUAUCACAUGAGUACAGCCUGUAUGUAAAUGAUGUGAGGUUCCUGUGUGCAUGUGCUGUGGAUUUAUGUUCAGAAAGGACCAAAGACAGCCACAGUGAAUACCUCAAUCCUCCCUUCAUGGGCCAGAGAAAUUCCCACCCAAAGUUGUUCCCGGGGGACAUUGUGGAGUAUCCCAGGAACAAAUACUUCUCUCAUUUCGGAGUGUACUAUGGAGAAAGGGACGGGGUUCCAUACGUCGCUCACCUGACGUGUCGAGAUUCAGACACCAAACUGCUGCUGUACGGCCGAGCUCUGAGGUCAGAGGUCAAACUGGACCCUCUGGAGCUUCUGGGGAAGAAAUACAAGGUCAACAACAUGCUGGAUGACACGCACCCUCCGCGGGACUUCCACGGUGUGGUGAAGCCCGCCAUCGAGGACAUGAUGGGCCGCGAGGUGACCUUUGACAUCCUGUUUCACAACAGCGAGCAUCAGGCGACGCUUUUCAGAUACGGAGUAAAGAAGUCUGAACAGAUUGAUGAGAUCUACAAGUACAUCAUGCCGGCCUGGAAGAAACUCUUCAAGGAGAAACAGCUGUGAGCCAGGUGUGCGCUCAUCUUCACCACCAGGGGGUGCUGUUCUUCUCUGAAUCAGCUACAUGAAGUUUGGAGGAAGUUUUAAAAAAGUCCUUCUCCUCGGUUUCUAUCCUUACA